AAGCAAGAAUCCAUUUGAUUUCUAUCAUUCGUAGUAUAUUCUUUAAUCGUGUAACUACAUCAAGUGUUUUUAAUUUUUUACUACAUUUUGAGCAAAACAUAAUCAAAGCAUUUGAAUCAUACGCUUGCGCUGGUCAUAGAAUUAAUUUGAUGUAUUUAUCCAUCGUAAAUUAAUGGGAGAUUAUAAAAAAAAUUGUGAUUACUAUAAAAAAACAUUCUAAUUUUGAUUUUUUACGUGCCGGGAAUCAAUCAUUUUUACACGAAUAUUUUUAAAAGUUUCGUGUUAUUCUGAACAAUCCAUUUUCACGUCAGUUGAUCAUGGAUAAAUCAUACAAAGAUGAAUACGAUCCCGAGGAAGUUCGGGUUAAUAAAUCUACCGUAACUAACACUCCCAAUCUGAAGGGAGAUUGGUUAAAUUUCUACUUGUUGUUAUUCCUUUACAUCUUGCAAGGAUUUCCUAUAGGCUUAUCCAGUACUUUUCCAAUAAUUUUACAGAGUAGAAAAAUGGUGACUUAUGAAGAACAGGCUUUAUUUAGUAUUGUGCUUUGGCCUUAUACAAUGAAGGUUUUAUUUGCUCCAUUAGUGGAUUCAUUAUACAUAAAACGGAUUGGUAGAAGAAAAUCGUGGUUAUUGCCUAUUCAAUUUUUAAUAGGGACAAUUUUGAUUUAUACAUCAAAGAAUAUCGAUAAUUGGUUACCCGAAACAGGCAAACCAAACCUUAGGAUGAUCAUAUGUGUGAUAUUCUCCAUCAAUGUUUUGUCUGCGAUUCAAGAUGUUGUUGUUGAUGCUUGGUCAUUAACUAUGAUGAAAAAAAAUAAUGUGGGUUAUGGUGCUACGUGCAAUUCAGUAGGAUUACCAAUUGGAAUGUUCAUCGCUUCAGUUGGCCCAAUUCUAUUAGUAUCCGAAGACAUUAACAAUAAAUAUUUUCGAGUUACACCUACUACGGGUGGUUUAAUGACACUACAAAGUUUUAUGUAUUUAUGGGGCAUUAUAUUUGUAUUGAUUACAAUAUUGAUUGGUAUAUUUAAAAAAGAGAAAUGUAAUAGUUUGGAAUUGGAUCACAAAAGGAUCAGCGUUUUCCAAAAUUAUAAACUGUUAUGGAACAUUUUAAAGAAGCCAGAAAUAAAAUUAUUAGCAAUCGCUUUGCUGACAGCUAGGUUUGGAUUUUCUGCAAUGGAAGCUCCGUCAAAUUUGAAAUUAAUCGAUGCUGGAGUAUCUAAAGAUGAUAUUAUGAUAAUAGUAACAGGCAUGUAUGCUAUGAAAUUUAUUAUGACAACUUUCCUAUCAAAACACAUAAGUGGUCCUAAAUGCAUGGAUUACUAUCUUACAAUGACACCAAUCAGAUUGUUUUGGAGUAUUACGUGCAUGGGAUUGGUUUAUUAUACUCCUAGUUUAAUUAACAAUAAUGGAGAUAUAAAAGUUCCUGUUUAUUAUUAUUGCUUAUUAGCAUUAAUUUUUGCAGUGAAUGAGUUGCUGAGUUUUUUCAUGUUAUUAGCAUUAUACGCUUUCUUUUGUCGACUAAGCGAUCCAUGUUUUGGCGGCACGUAUAUGGCGUUAUUUAAUACAUUAUACUUUCUGGGAUGGUUAAUACCAAAUACAUUGGUUCUACAAAUGAUUGAUUUUCUAACUUUUAGUACAUGUUCAAACGAUAUAAAAAACAACUGCCUUACUCCAGAUUUAAAAAAUGUAUGUGCCGCAAAUGGAGGAAGUUGUGGAGUGUACGUGGACGGCUACUAUAUAACAAUUUUCAUAUCUAUAGUCGUUGGAUCAAUAUGGUACUUUGUGUUUAGAAACAGACUUAAAAAUUAUCAACUAAUAAGAAUGAGAGUUUAAUGUGUUAUAAAUCAUUUGAAAGAAAUAGUGAAUAAAAUAUGAAUCAUUAA
Aphis gossypii (cotton aphid) is the source of this 1882-nucleotide messenger RNA. RefSeq names its product acetyl-coenzyme A transporter 1-like. The transcript is spliced from 10 exons. Lineage: Eukaryota; Metazoa; Arthropoda; Insecta; Hemiptera; Aphididae. Gene Ontology annotation, molecular function: acetyl-CoA transmembrane transporter activity. Bases 318 to 1832 code for a protein of 504 amino acids. Gene Ontology annotation, cellular component: membrane. The record is from RefSeq and is a predicted model, not a curated record.